CCCGCGCCCGUGACGUCACUACCCCGCGCCGGCGGCACGUUCGCCCGGCGGUAUAGCGGGCUUUACUGAGGACAAAAAUGGCUAUGGCUAGUGAUUUCUACCUGCGCUAUUACGUCGGGCACAAGGGCAAGUUUGGCCACGAGUUUUUGGAGUUCGAGUUUCGGCCCGACGGGAAGCUUAGAUACGCCAACAACAGUAAUUAUAAAAAUGACGUGAUGAUCAGAAAAGAGGCCUAUGUCCACAAGAGCGUAAUGGAAGAACUGAAGAGAAUUAUUGACGACAGUGAAAUUACAAAAGAGGACGAUGCUCUGUGGCCACCUCCUGACAGGGUUGGCCGGCAGGAACUUGAAAUCGUAAUUGGGGAUGAACACAUUUCUUUUACCACAUCAAAAAUAGGUUCUCUUAUUGAUGUAAAUCAGUCAAAGGAUCCCGAAGGCCUCCGUGUAUUUUACUAUUUGGUACAAGAUUUGAAAUGCUUAGUGUUCAGCCUCAUUGGUCUACACUUCAAGAUUAAGCCAAUUUGAAUUGGAUGGUUUUGAGGUUAUUUAUAUAUUUAAUUAAAGGAAGGGUUUUCUAUUGACAAUUUUGGGAUUUUUAUGAAUGUGAAACUUUUGUAUAUAAACUCAAUAUAUGAAAAAAAACAGGUUACAUGGUUUUCAUUUCUUGGCUCCACAUGGAAUAGACAGUUUCUAUAUAUAAUUGAUUCUGCUACUUUUUGUUGAAAUUUUGCUCUAAUAAAAUGUAUCAAAAGCCUGGAUGUA
Mastomys coucha (southern multimammate mouse) is the source of this 761-nucleotide messenger RNA. RefSeq names its product protein mago nashi homolog 2. The record is from RefSeq and is a predicted model, not a curated record. Gene Ontology annotation, cellular component: catalytic step 2 spliceosome; nucleus; exon-exon junction complex. Gene Ontology annotation, biological process: RNA splicing. The transcript is spliced from 5 exons. Lineage: Eukaryota; Metazoa; Chordata; Mammalia; Rodentia; Muridae. The coding region runs from base 78 to 524 and encodes 148 amino acids.